UUUCAUUCUAACCAAAACAAAGAAAAAGUUAAAUAAACUUUUUUUACAUGUGUACAUAGAAGUGUGUGUGUUUUUUUGAUAUCAAAAAUUUUACUUCAGAAAUUGGGGAAUUUUAUUUUAAACCAAAAGCAGACAUGGAUGCCUAUGCUUUGCCGCCGUACUUUCCCCUAGCAUAUUCAGAUUUACAAUAUUUGGCAUCUCGAAGAGCAGCAGCCGUUGCUGCUGCAACUGUAUUGCCACCGCCUCCACCAACCCAACAAGCUGCAUUAAAUGGUACUAAUGGUGGAAAUGGUAUAGAUUGUAUGCCAAAUGGAACACAUACCUCAGAAAAUGAUAAUGCACCCCCUGGACAAACAGCAAAUAGUCAGAGUCCAAUGAUGUCCGCACAUAAUACUCAUCUUGGUCACGCGGUACAUCACCAUGCCAGUCAUGCUGGUUUGCAUGCACCACCACCUCCACCACAUGCUGCUACUUCGCAAGCCCAUGAAUUUCAUCCAGCCUAUCGAAUUCCAGGUUAUAUUGAACAUCUAUAUUCCUUGCAGCGUGUAAGUCCCACUUCUUCUUUUCACGACCCGUACUCCAAUUGUGCCACAGCGUUUCAUUUAACUGGCUUGGGACUUAAUUCUGGAGAUUAUUUGGGUGCUCGAGGCGUUGGUUCCUUAGGUGAAUUGCAUCCUGCAGCAGCGGCUGCAGCAGCAGCCAAUUCCCUAGCAAGCACUGACUUUCAUUUUAGCAUUGACAAUGCCAGACUCAGUUCGUCACGUACAGGCAGUAUAAGAGCAAGCAUUAGUCGAAAAAGGGCUCUUUCAUCCUCUCCCUAUUCAGAUUCAUUCGACAUUAAUUCAAUGAUUCGUUUUUCACCUAAUUCCUUGGCUACCAUAAUGAAUGGUUCGCGCGCUAGUAGCGCUGCUAGCGGCUCUUAUGGUCACUUGUCAGCUGGCGCCAUGAGCCCAAUGCAUAGUGCUAUGUCACCACAUAUUCAACAAUUACAAGCUCAUUUGCUCAGAGCUAGUGCUGGACUACUGCACCCUCUUCCUACACACCAAGCGGCAGCCGCUAACAUGCUCUCCAUGGGUCAUGUACAUACAUUGCAAUCAGCUGUUGCUGCUGCCGCUGCAUAUAAUGCGGCAACCGCCGCCAACGGAAACCCCAGCAGUGCUAGUGGCAACAAUUCUCCUUUUCAUCCUCCAAUAAAUGGACACACAAAUAAUCUAGCCCCUACCGUAAAUAGUAAUCAAAACAAUAUGAUUAAUAGUACUACUAAACAAAUGCAUUAUGAAGAAGUGUGUACGGAACGUUCUAAGAGUGAACAGCCUUCUUCCACCUCGCAUAACGAUAUCACUCAACAGGAAGCGGAUAGUGCUUCGGCUAAUUCGACAACGGCUCGAAGACAGCAUCGUCCUAAUAAAAUCACAACAUCUAGUAAUUCUGCUACGCCAACUACUACCUCAACGACAUCGCAACACCACCAUAGCAACAAUAAUCAUGUGCAGUGUGGACCACCAACUACAACUACGCCACAUAGCGAUUAUGACUGUGCCACCGUGGACACGACAGAUAUAAAAGAUGAACCAGGAGAUUUCAUCGAGACCAAUUGCCAUUGGCAAGAUUGUGGUAUUGAAUUUAUGACGCAGGACGAAUUAGUAAAGCAUAUAAAUAAUGAUCACAUACAAAGCAAUAAAAAAGCAUUCGUCUGCCGUUGGGAAGAUUGUUCACGCGGUGAAAAACCAUUUAAAGCUCAGUACAUGCUUGUUGUACACAUGCGUCGUCAUACAGGAGAAAAACCGCACAAAUGCACGUUUGAAGGAUGUUGCAAAGCGUAUUCUCGAUUGGAAAAUUUAAAAACUCAUUUGCGAUCGCACACUGGUGAAAAGCCGUACACUUGCGAAUAUCCAGGAUGUAGUAAGGCCUUUAGCAACGCCAGUGAUAGAGCUAAACAUCAGAAUCGCACCCACAGCAAUGAGAAGCCAUACGUUUGCAAAGCGCCUGGAUGUAUCAAACGUUACACUGAUCCAAGUUCUCUUAGAAAACAUGUGAAAACCGUACACGGUGCCGAAUUUUACGCCAACAAAAAACACAAAGGCUCUAUUCAUGACAACGAUAAUUCCGGAGGAGGUAAUAAUGGUGUGGGUAAAUUAGAUUCUCCUGAUGACUAUCGUUCGAAUAAAGCAACUAGCUUAUCAAGUCCCAGCAUUAAGUCUGAAUCAGAUGCUAAUUCACCACCGCAGUUAUCGGUGCAUAGUCCGACCAUUUCGCAAACUGGCAACCAGGCAGCUCAUAACCAAAUGCAGUUCAAACCAGCUAGUGGUAUUCGCAUGGGGCCAGGAAGUGAGAUAGGUGAUGUUAUGGGAGCGUAUAAUAAUCAUGAUGAUUAUGGAAACAUUCCAGCAAACGACGAUGAAUCAUGGCUUUAUGAUGAUGAUGUAGAUGCUGCAGAUUUGCCUAUAGUUCUAAGGGCUAUGGUUAGUAUUAGCAAUAGCCCCAAUAAUAGUAUGGUUACAAGUGGUGGUGGAUCAUCCUCGAUAUCUGCCGGAACUAUGCGUCAGCGUUUUCGCUCGCGUUUACAAGCCAAAGGUAUUAAUCUUAAUGCGCCAGCUUUAUCUAAUAUACCCGAAAUCAACCGCAACAUUGGUAUUGGUGAGCUAAAUCAGCGCAUUACAGACUUAAAAAUGGAACCAGGUACUGUUGGACUACCCUCAGCAAAACAUACCGAUGCGAAGAAUCCCGCCACUUCAUCAACUAAUUUGAACGAUUUACAAACACGUUUAUACUCUAACGCAAACACUAUGAUCAGCAAUUAUGGUGGUUCUUUAAUGCAAGCUAAUUUGCGUCGAGAUAGUCAAAAUUCAAAUGCCAGUACAUAUUAUUGUAGCAUGCAGAGUAGGCGUAGUAGCCAAUGUUCCCAAUUGUCGUCCAUUUCGACGAUGCGGCCAUGCUCGUACAAUGCUGGAUCAUUGUACGAUCCAAUUUCACCCGGAUGUUCUCGUCGCUCAAGCCAAAUGUCCAACGUGACUACCGGAGGAGUAAGUUCCCCAGCUGCAGCACUUAGCAAUGGAACCAAUAGAGUUGGUGCAAAUUCAAUUUGUAGUGGCAAUAAUUCUUGCUUAGGAAGUGCAUUUAAUUCUACAAAUAACCCAAGCUUGCCUCCACCUCCAUCUUCACAUUUAAUUUCCACACACUUGCAACGUUUACAGACAUCUUCUUCAUCUUCGGCUUGUUUGAAGCAUCCCCAUGAAAGUGGACGUUUUUCUAUACCAAAUGCUCUAGCAAUGUCUCAUAUCGGAAGCCAUAUACCGCAGCAAAUUAAUGAACAAAAUAAUAACAAAACUUCUGGACGACGACUUUCGGAACCUGUUCGACAAUCAUAUGAGCGUCUCCUACCAUCACAAUCAACAUUAAUGGGUACUUUCCAAAAUGUGGGCUUAAAUAACGCGAAGAAACCAGUUACUUCUAAUAAUUCUAUUGCCUUAGAAGCGGGAGCCAAAGAAACUACAGAAACUUCUUUGGAUCACCAUCCCAAUGAGAAAGUGAACCUUGAUGAGGUUGAGGAGGAUGAACUUAUUGAAAAUAAACUUGUAUUACCCGAUGAAAUGUUGCAAUACUUAAAUCAAGUAGCAGACAAGACAAGUAACAACAUGAGCAAUAACUCAGCCAAAGAAUCUGCACACGUUGUUUGUCAACCGCCUAUGUCUUCGCCGAAUAUUUAUCCCAACAGCCCUGAGAGUCCGUCAACCAUUACUCAAGUUAUGUCUCCCCAAUCUGGCCAUACCAUGUCUGCAUUAGGAAGUCCCUAUUCUCAGCGAAAUUACGAUCAGCGCUCUCAAGCUGAUACUCAUCGUCGCCAAUAUUAUUACGAUUACUGUCACGAACGUUCUGAGAAUGCAAAUAGCCAAGGUAUAAAUACUAAUAAUUACUUCUGUUCUCAACAGCCAACAAUAAAACCGAUUCAGGAAGUAAACUCAACAUUCACUCAAAAUAUCACAGCUCCCGCUGAUAGUUCAAUGACAAGUUUACCCGAUAUUUCUAGUAAUAGUAAUACUACAAAAUCCAACUAUUUCGGUAAUCCCUCGGCUCAAUCUCAGUUGCCUACAACCCAUACAAAACCUGCGCAGCCCAGUAACACCACGGUGCAUAACGAAAUACAAUGUCAAGAUAUCACUCAAUCUCAAAUGUCACCAGCAAUUGUCAAACCACAUUCAGGGUCAUGUAACAAUAACAUGGAUAUUAGUUAUUCACAAAAUCAAUUGUCAUUUAAUCAGUUCAUGCCACCAGCAUCAGCAACGUGCUACAAUGCUGUCAAUAAUAAUAGCGCCAAAAAUAAUAAUACAACAACAAGCAGCAGCAAUAUGUGCACUGAUGCUUAUCAACGCACCUUGGAAUACGUACAAAACUGUCAAAGUUGGUUACAAACUAAAAAAAACCCAAAUCAAAAUUCGCCAAACAGUGAAUUUGUCAUGCCUCCAGUGCCAAAUACCAAUCGCCUACAGUCAGUCCAUCAACAACACCAACCAGAUGUUACGAGUUCUACCCAUCCAUCUCCAAAUAUGGUUAUUAAUGAUAUGACCACAUCACUUAGCUCUCUACUUGAAGAAAAUCGCUAUCUACAAAUGAUUCAGUAGUCUAUUACAACAUCUUCACCCAUUUAGGUAUACUUAUAUGCAUUUUCAUACUAAAUAAGUGUAUUCCGAUAAUUUAAAUGAUUUAAAAAAACUCUUUAAUCUGCUUUUAAAUAUUCUAAGUUUAGAUACAUAUGGUCAAUAAUAAUUAAUUACUAUAGUUUUUCUGUUGCCCAUACUUAGGACCAUGUUUUCUGUAAGUACAAAGUUUUAUAACAUAGUAUUUCAGAGUGGAAAAUGCAUACUAAAACGUAUUUUGUAAGGUUUAUUUUAGUACAAAGUUUUUUUUAUUUUUUAUCGUUUAGUUUCAUUAUUACUAUUCUGUAAGCAUUUUUUUGUAAUAGAAAUCAUAAUAAUUUAAAAUUUUUCACAUUGUCGCCCGACAAAUUGCAGUUGCUUUUAAGUGAUUCUUUUGUUCUGGUGGCAAUAUAAAUUUAAGAACACUGUCACUUAAUUAGAAAUUUUACGUACAUAGAUCUAUACCAGAGAAUGCUGCCUCAAUAAAUAUAGCAAGUGAAAAACUAAACAUGUGAAGAACUGCACAUUUACGUAUCUGGAAAUUAUUUCUUAAAUUUAUUAUCGAAUAGCACAGUUCAGAUUUCCACUGAUUUUAACAUUUAUAUAUUUUUAUGUAAAUUCCCAAUUGAAUAAUGCCAGUAAUAUAAAACACACAUAAUAAAUAUUAACAUCAUCUUUCAUACACGUAAUUUUGUACUAUUGUAGAUUUAAUUCAUACAUAUGUAUGACAGUUACAUUAAAAGUGAAAACAUGCAUAUGGGCAAUUUCAUGAAAAGAUUAAUCAUGUUUGACAACAUAAACACCCUUAAAACGUUUGCAUUUUUAGGAUAAUGAAACAAAAUUUUGCGUACGAUUUGUUGGUUCCACGCAAAAAUUAUAAUACUAUCCCAUCGAAAAUUGACAGAUCUAUUAUAUAUAUAAUCCUAAAUUCAUAACUCCAUUAUAAGCACUAUUAUUAUGAGAACAUUUUAUAUAAAUAACGAGCUAUUUCAAGUUUGCUCUGCUACACUAAAAACAAUAUAAAUAAAAUACCAAACUUAGGAUUUUGAAGAUGCUAACUAUAAUAGUUUUUAUAUGCAAAUUAUGCAAAUUAUUGCAUGUUCGCCAUUUUAUCCAAACGUUUUUCAUUUUUAUUUUAAUGUAAGGUAUGAAAAAUGUAAAUAAUAUUGUAUUGGUCAUAUAGGAGAUGACAAUUCCCCAUUGAAAUGAAAGUCAAAAUUCUUCAUGUGAAAUGUGAAGAAUCUAGCUGCUAUAGUGCCUCAGAUACAUACAUACAUACAUACAUACAUACAUACAUACAUACAUACAUACAUCCAUACAUACAUAAAUACAAACAUACAUACAUACAUACAUACAUACAUACAUACAUACAUACAUACAUACUCUCUGAUUGUAACAGAAUGGCAAAGUUUUUCUUUGCUCCCAUUUUUCCAAAAUCUUCACCACUCUAAAAGCGUACAUACGAUUUCACGGAAUUGCUCAUAUGACUCCGAUAUGUUAAUAUUUUUAAUCAAAAAUAAUUUCAAAGAGAAAUUAAGCGAUCUUCAAUGAACGGUUUUUGAUUGUGAUGAAAUAUAAUAUAUAUUUCUGAUAAUUAUCGAGAUAAUUACAGAAAGAACUGAAUUAAAUUAAAGUACUCAUAUUGAAAAAUUAAAUAUACAUAUAUAUUUCUUAAUGUAUAUACAGGAGCGUUUAAUCUGGCUUCAUUUCUGUUAUUAGAAUUAUUUAUUUUUUAGUAUGUAUUAACAUAAUAUAACUAUUUUGCAUUUACUUUACGACUUACUAUAUAUAUAUUGUUAGAUUAUAUGAUCGUUUUACAUGCAUAUGAUGAUCAAAUAAAAAUUCAACCCACCCAAACCUCGUUCAACAAGGUUCUCAGAGGUACAAAAAUCGACUUUUAUUGCGUACAUUAUGUUUAAAUGCUACUGUUAAGAUAUAUAUUUUAAAUAUUUUUUAUGAUCGUGCUUCCAUAAGUAAUUUAAUAUAUUUUUAACGUUAAGUUUUUUUCAUCGUACUACCAUUUAAAUACAUAUAAUAUAUAUCCGUCGAAAUUAUUAUUAUUUUAACAUUAUAUUUUUGUG
Messenger RNA from Lucilia cuprina (Australian sheep blowfly), 6715 nucleotides. It is a transcript of the gene ci, whose product is annotated as transcriptional activator cubitus interruptus. The coding region runs from base 135 to 4619 and encodes 1494 amino acids. Gene Ontology annotation, biological process: regulation of transcription by RNA polymerase II. Gene Ontology annotation, cellular component: nucleus. Gene Ontology annotation, molecular function: RNA polymerase II cis-regulatory region sequence-specific DNA binding; DNA-binding transcription factor activity, RNA polymerase II-specific. Lineage: Eukaryota; Metazoa; Arthropoda; Insecta; Diptera; Calliphoridae. The transcript is spliced from 6 exons. The record is from RefSeq and is a predicted model, not a curated record.